Messenger RNA from Asparagus officinalis (garden asparagus), 2601 nucleotides. Its product is annotated as exocyst complex component EXO84C. The record is from RefSeq and is a predicted model, not a curated record. The transcript is spliced from 7 exons. NCBI's taxonomy places the organism in Eukaryota, Viridiplantae, Streptophyta, Magnoliopsida, Asparagales, Asparagaceae. Gene Ontology annotation, cellular component: exocyst. Gene Ontology annotation, biological process: intracellular protein localization; exocytosis; Golgi to plasma membrane transport. The coding region runs from base 100 to 2433 and encodes 777 amino acids.
UGCCAAAUUCCCAAAAAAUCAAAGGUAGAGUGAGAAAGUGAGCAGAAAGCAGAGAAAUUUUAGAGAGAGAGAGAGAGAGAGAGGAGAGAGGAGCAAAGAAUGGAGAGCAGUGAAGAAGAAGAUGAUUUCCAAACCCAUGAAUGGAUCACUCCCCAAUCCAGCAUCAACUCCAUUUACCAAUCUGACACUGAAAAGGGGAUCAGAAAACUGUGUUCCGAGCUUCUGGAUUUAAAGGAUGCGGUCGAAAAUUUAUCUGGCAACAUGCAAUCAAAAUAUGUGGCCUUCCUCAGAAUAUCCGAGGAGGUUAUGGAAAUGGAGCAGGAAUUAAUUGAACUGCAGAAACAUGUGUCUGCUCAGGGAAUCCUUGUAAAAGAUUUGAUGAGUGGUGUUUGUCGAGAGUUAGAAGUGUGGAACAAAUGUAAUAUUGAUGAAGUUGAUGUCAAUGAUGAUCUUCAACUCUCUGAAAUUGAUGAACUCUUGCAUGGAGAAGUGGAUGACAAAAAAGUAACUUUUUUGGAAACAGUGGAUAUUUUGUUGGCUGAGCGCAAAGUAGAAGAAGCAUUAUUAGCUUUAGACACAGAAGAACGAAGCUCCCCUGAGUUGAAUGACCUGGGGGAAGAUCCAUCUCCUGAAAUUUCUCCAUAUAAGUCAGCAUUUUUAAAAAGAAAGGAAAUGCUUGCGGAUUUGCUAGUUGGGAUUUCACAGCAACCAUUUGUGAGCAUUGCUGAGCUAAAGAAGGCUUUAUCAGGUUUACUUAAACUUGGUAAAGCUUCUCUGGCCCAUCAGUUGUUGCUUAAAGCAUACAGCUACCGACUUCAGAAAAGUAUCGAGGACUUUCUUCCUUCAUGUUCAGUUUACUUGGAAACAUACACAGCAAAGCUUUCACAGCUUGUUUUCUCAACAAUUUCUGUUGCUACAAAAGAAUCUAACACAUUAUUUGGUGAAGGGCCUCCAUAUACAAAUCGUAUUAUACAGUGGGCUGAGUAUGAGAUAGAAACUUUUGUUCGUUUAGUGAAAGAAAAUGCUCCUCCUGUUGAGUCCGCUGCUGCCUUGAGAUCUGCGAGUACAUGUGUUCAGGCUAGUUUUAGUCAUUGUUCGUUUCUCGAGUCACAGGGCCUGAAAUUUUCUAAGUUACUUAUGGUGCUCUUACGUCCGUAUAUGGAAGAAGUACUUGAUAUGAACUUCAGGCGAGCAAGAAGAAAGGUUGCUGACUUGGAAAGAAACGGUGACAUAGUGCAACUGUCCCCUCCACCAGGCUCUCCAAGUUCUCUUGCUGCAUUGUCAGAUAUCAUGUCUACGGGCAGUGGAAAGAAGUUUAUGUCCAUAGUCAAAGAUAUAUUGGAGCCACUGACACCAAUAGUAAUAUUGCAUUUUGGGGGAACAAUUUUAAGCAGACUGCUCCAGCUAUUUGAUAAAUAUGUGGAAAAAUUGAUAAGAGCUCUACCUAGUUCUUCGGAAGAUGAUAACCUUACUGAUCCGAAAGAGACUACAGAAUUGAGAGCUGAAACUGAUGCUCAACAACUUGCACUAAUAGGGACUGCAUUUACUGUAGCUGAUGAACUGUUGCCGAUGGCUGUAGCCAAAAUUUUCAACCCACAAAGUGAAAACAGGGAAGAGGGGAGUGGGCCCGAUUGCAUCAGUCCAGUUGCCAUUAGUAGUGUAGAGUACAAAGAUUGGAGGCGACAUCUCCAGCAUUCAUUGGACAAGCUCAGAGAUUAUUUUUGUCGGCAGUAUGUCUUAACUUUUAUUUACUCAAGAGAAGAUAAAGCAAGGUUAGAUGCUCGAAUGUAUUUGGAGGGAAAAGGAGAGGACCUUUUUUGGGAUACUGACCCUUUGCCUUCAUUGCCAUUUCAGGCACUAUUUGCAAGGUUACAGCAACUAGCAAGUGUUGCUGGUAAUGUCCUGUUGGGGAAAGAAAAGAUACAGAAAACUUUGCUUUCCAGGCUAACAGAGACUGUGGUCAUGUGGCUUUCAGAGGAGCAGGAGUUCUGGGAUGUGUUUGAAGAUGAUUCUGUUGAGCUCCAGCCUUCUGGGUUACAGCAGCUGAUUCUUGAUAUGCACUUCAUCGUUGAGAUUGCGGUUUGUGGGGGAUACUCCUCAAGAAGUGUACAUCAACUUGUAUCAGCUAUUAUAACACGUGCAAUUGGGACCUUCUCUGCUAGAGGCAUAGAUCCUCAAAGUGCACUACCAGAGGAUGAGUGGUUUGUCGAUACUGCAAAGGCUGCAAUCAGCAAGCUCCUAUUAGGAACAUCUGGAUCUGAAUCUUCAGAACCCGAAAAUGAUGGGCAUAUAAUUAUUCACGACGAUAUAUCUGAUUCUGAUGAUGAUACCCCCUGUAGCUCGUUAUCGAGCAGUGAGUCUAUGGACUCUUUUGCUUCUGCUACCAUGGAAGAAAUUGACAGCCCUGUUUACUUCACUGACCCUGAAGCAUAGAGAGAAUGGUUGCGGCCGUUGAUCUACCAGCAGAAAUUUUUUAAUAGAUAUGUGAAUGCCGUCUUUUUUACUAGUUGUUGUAUCAGGAAGUGAGGUGAAAUGUACUGGAAAUUGUCAUGAAGUUGACACUUUUUUAUAAAUUGGAUGGGGUCACUGUGCAUUCUUGUA